UAAUCGCAUGACUAUUAUUUAGAGUAGACUUUAUUUAUUUAUUACUAUAAAUCCUUUAACGGUCACCAACAAAGACAAACACUAGCUCCACCACCUUUCGACCUCAGUCUCUGCAUUAACGGUCACAUUUCUUACACCAUCUCUUACAUCCGUCACAGUUUUUUUAGUUCUUUAUCUCUCUCUCUAGGACCCUUCCUCUCUUCAGCUGUAAUAAUUUUGCUCCAUUUCUGGGUCUCACUCUUUUUUUUUUCUUCUCUGCAAUGGAACCUGAAAAAAUAGAUUGGAAGAGAAUAGAUUCUGUCUUUGUAGAAGAUAGAUUGUAUGAGAACGUAAAUGCACCCAAAUGGUUUGAUUUCUUUGCUCCUGAAGAUUCCAUAGAUGAUGAAGCCUGGUUUUGCAGACCUGAUUGUAACCACCCAAAGACAGCUGAGGAUUUCUUUAAAACCACACCAACUUCUAAGUUUUCAAGCUCAGGUGAUAAAGCUAGAAGUAGAACCCCUCUCAGCGAGAAGAAUCAAAGAGAUGCAAAAUCGAAGAGAAGGGGGCAAAGUCAGUCUUCAUUUACAUCAUACAAUUACAAAGCUAAUUUCAAUCAGGAUAGCGAAAAUCGGAAUCCAAAUUUAUCAACACCAACAAAUCACCAUGAGUCUACGAAAGAAAUGAUCAAAUCAAGCAGCUGUGAGAAUAAUAAACCUAUGGAUGAUGUACCACAAGCCAGGGAGGCACCAAGGCUAAAAAGCACUUUAUCGGCUAGGAAUUUGUUUGCCGGGAAAGAUAAACUAGGUCAUAUUACUGAGUUUUGCAGUGAAUUGAAGAAGAUGGCGACAAGAGCGUGGGAAAAAGAGAGUUUGAAUGAGAGGGAGAGUCAAGUGGGGGAGAAGAAAGAUGGGCUGUUCGUGAGUGAGGGUUCUAGAGAGGUUUUAAGAGAGUUGAAUGUGAAGGUGAAAGAGAGCAAACCACUGCUUGAAAAGGAUGGAGAGAAAUCCGGAGGAAAUGAGAAAGGAAGUGUCAAAGAGAAGCAAUGGAAGAAGAAAAGAGAUGAUGAUGCAGAAAACAUACCGGUCCCUUUGAAUUUGGCAAAUGUGAAGAUCAAAGGAGAGGAGCGGUUGUUGCAAAUUAGGACCAAUCCGCCUUCACCUCAAUGCUUUUCUGCCAAUCGUGCACCCACCAAAACUACUACCCCUUCAAAGGCUUCCAGGUCCAGGCUUACGGUAAGGGGAAUGCUUGAAGAAUUGAAGGAUAGGGAGAUCACAAAGGAGGAAACUGAGGGCAAAGGCAGAAGUUUUUUAGCUGCCGAUGGAAGAGAAUCAAGAGUUUUGGAUGUUUUCUGGUUCCUAAAGCCCUGCACGCACUCCAGCUGAAAGGUGGAACCCCCGCUCCCUCUCCAGCGAAUCCAAAAUUCAUUGUUUUAAAGAUUUUUUUUCUUUUAGCCCAGCUGAAACUCGUCAUUACACCUUGUUUUUCUGUUAUCCAUACAUCAACACCUCACAUUCUUUAAUUCUUGUUCCUUGGUUAAUCUGAUUCAUUCGAUGUCAACAAGAGAAAACUGUAUGAAGCGAAUUCAAACUCAUUAUAGCCAAUAAAAUUUGUAUUUUUGAACUCCAAAGACAUACGAGUGAUGCAAAACGCACUAUUGGUUCGUAUUAUUUGGGGUUGUUGCUCUUCCAUGGCUAUGCUUACCAAGAUGACUUAUUUUGUUUUAUCCAUCAAGAAAGAAGGGUAUAAACACCAAGCAGCAGAUUGACGCAUUUUUUUUUUUUACAUAUGAAGACAGAAGAACUUCACAAAUGUUACACGGCUGAACAAUAAUUCAAUGAUCAGUCCCACGAGUUGUAUGUCUUUCAAACUAGCAUGAGAACAAAAAAGAUGAAACAACGACACAUAAAAGCACCAUUCCUUGUUGGUGGUUGGUUAAGCUUGAGCACCGGAUUUGCUGAAAACUUCACAUUUUGGAAAGGAUGGACACUGAUGGGUUUUUUUUUUAUCUUCGGAGGCAGCAUUCAUAGGACACAUAUAUACUGUUUCUUAUAUCGUCAUCAAUCACAGUGUGUCCAUUGCAAAGAAUCAGCUGGGAGUCCUUUGUGUCAUCUCAAAUCAUGCCUAACCACCUCGCCUGUGAAAAUCUUUCGGUGCUAAGGUCUUUCUGUAUGUGUCUCUUCCUUGCGUAUAUACUACGAGUUUAACUCUUGAACAUGAUCGACUACACAGUUAGCAAUAAUGGCUAAACGCCAAACCUUGCCAUCCGAUUUUAGACAUACCGAUGUACAUGUUGCCGUGUUUUUUGUCCUAACAAAAAAGAAACCCACUGGCAUCAAUGGCGUUAUCUCUUUGUUUUUCGUCUUCGCUUCUGUUUUGGAUGGAUUACAAAUAUAACUUACAUGCUAACCAGUAACCACUCCCAUAUUCAUUUGAUAUCUGGUUCUUCGUCUCCCAAAACAUUAUUGUGUUCUAUCUUUAUCCCAAUUCCCAGUUUCGAUGAUUUUAUAAUGGGAAAGAAGAUGUCUCCCUUUUUAUCCCCUCCUUGGGGAAUUAAUGUGCUUGCAAAUGACUUUCCUUUUCUUCUUCUUUUUAGCAAGAGUCAGAUGAAAAGUUUUGAAAAAUUAACAAAGAUUGCCUAGAAAACAAACCCAAAAUCCCGAAUUCUGCUUCAUGUUGACUGAUAACAAAAAGCAAACCCCAUCUCCAAAACCUUAAUCUUCACAUGGACAAGGAACCCAAGAAGAGAGAAAACCAUCCUUUAUUUACUCUUAAUUUAUAUAGCAUCCUUAUAACAACCCUCAAGCUUUUCUCUAUGAUUCGUAAUCCCGCACAAAAUCAUAAACACAUCCAACAAAAUUAAAAUUAAAGUAACAACAACUUAUUGCAAUCUACAUCAGUUCUAAGACCAUAAAAAUAAAGCAGAUAAGAAGAAGAAGAAUGUACAUGAACAUCCUCUUCUACCCUAACCUGAAAUUGCAAAGCAAGAUAUCCAAGAACCUAGACCACGCGUGCCUUGCACGAGGAUAGAGUCUCGUGGUAUAAACACUUGACUCCCUUAACAGACCUUCCAUGGUUUCCACAAAGAGAUUCAAGCUCCUCAUAGGUGGAAUGUACAAAGUCAAAGGCACCGCAGAGAAAGCCACCGUAAAGAAAAGCUGCAGCAUCUUAAAGCCCAAGCCACCAAAAAAGUUACUUU
This is a messenger RNA of Populus trichocarpa (black cottonwood), 3175 nucleotides long. RefSeq lists its product as uncharacterized. The record is from RefSeq and is a predicted model, not a curated record. The transcript has 6 exons. Bases 261 to 1361 code for a protein of 366 amino acids. NCBI's taxonomy places the organism in Eukaryota, Viridiplantae, Streptophyta, Magnoliopsida, Malpighiales, Salicaceae.